Messenger RNA from Nasonia vitripennis (jewel wasp), 3225 nucleotides. RefSeq lists its product as uncharacterized. NCBI's taxonomy places the organism in Eukaryota, Metazoa, Arthropoda, Insecta, Hymenoptera, Pteromalidae. The coding region runs from base 1746 to 2906 and encodes 386 amino acids. The transcript has 2 exons. The record is from RefSeq and is a predicted model, not a curated record.
AAAACGGCCGAUAGCAGCCGAAAUAGCGUGACGUCAUACCGUUUGUUUUCGGAGCUCAUAGUAUAGAGAUGUGCACGAAAAUGGGAUUUAUUUAAUAAUUAAACAUUAAAAUGACUACAAAAAACUGUUAUCGGUCGUGUUUUGUACCCUUGUGCCCAAACCGUGCAAAAAACGCACCUGACAAAGUUUUUGUAAGUGUCCCGGAAGAUGAAUGGUAUUCAGCUUGCUCGCCGAUCAGACAAUCCUUCAAAAUCAAAUUUAUAUUGUUGUCAAGACCAUUUGAACCUUGAAGAAGAUUUAUUAAACUACACGAGGUUUAAGAUUUUUGGCGGAUACUUAAAGUUAAAACCAGAUGCAGUUCCAAGGUUUUUUUCGACUGUCAGCCAGAUAGGAAAAGUGCAAGGACUCCGAAACCACGGUUAGCCUUGAAAAAACUGACUCAUAAAAGAAAUAUUGCAAAGAUGCUUAAUGAAAGUGAAUUAGAUAAGGAAAAUACAGUGAAGAAAAUGAAAGUACAAAAGUCUGAUGUUGGUUGUGCUACGAAUGCCACUUUAUCUCAGUCAAGAUCACCUUUGAGAGAUGCGUCAAAUCACUGUGAUACAUUAAGUACAAAUGAAAACGAAAAUGUGAUCAGUGACUGUGAAUCUAUUCAGAAUGUUUGUAAUUCAACUACGAAUAGGGUUAGUGAAGUUUUCUCAAGACCAAAUGUAACACAUAAAGAUAAAGCCAUCCAACCAAGAAGUUUUUAUCGCAGUAAAUAUGCUCAAUGUGAAAUAAGAAAGCCAGUGGUUGAUUCAAGUUGCUCGCCAAUAAAGAAAACUUUUGUAGAUAAAGCUACUUCACCAAUAGCUAUUCGUUCAAUGCAUUGUGAUAAACCUUGUGAGAAGGUAGCUAAAAUGAUAGUGUACGAAUCCUCAAGUACAUCUGCUGUGAUAACAAGCAGUCAGAGUGAGUACCAGCCUUCAUCAGAUGAAAAAGUAGAAGCGGACAAAGAAGAAAAAAGUAAUAUUCAAAUGAAGUUAAAUAACAUGACAAAUUAUUUAGUACAUGCAAAUCCAAAAAUGCAUCUUGGCAUCGCCAAUGAUUGGUUAUGUGAAUUGAUACGUCCAUCAAGUGUCUCAAGCAAUGAAAAACUAUCUAAAGAAGAAGCCUUGGAAACUAAGAGAAUAGCGAGUUUGAGGAUUCAUAUAGAAAGAGUGAUAAGGCGAUUAAGAGAAUUUUCCAUUUUACAACCUUGCGCUAACUUAAGUAGUAAUUAUAUCAAACAUCUGGACUCGAUGGUGAUUAUAGCAGCAGCAUUAAGUAAACUACAAAGUCCUAUUAUUAAAACUUAAAAUGCAAAUACUCUAUUUAUAUUUUUCACGAAUGUAAUAUCACUGUAAUCAAUAAAAUUGUUUUAUAUUCUGUGAUACAUGAAUGAAUAAAUAAAUAAACAAUUUUCUUAAAAUUAAUUUUUUAUUUUACCAUAUUGUGUAUUGUCGAAUGGCGAUGGCGCCACCCGAAAGUAAGCCGCCUGACAAGGCUGAUAUAAAUUUUUACAAGUGCCAUAAAAAUAAAAAAGUUUCAAUUGUGAUGUGUUUUAUUUGUGGUGGUGUGUAUGAUAAGAGUUUUGAAAGAUUGAAUAACACAAAAUUCAUUGGAGAAAAUAUGGUAAUUUGCCCUGAACACAAUGCCAUAACCUCAAACUACGAUGAGUCCACACUAAAUGAAGAUACAAGAAAGUAAUUGCACAGUUAAGAUUAAGUAUGAUAAACGAAAUAAGAGAAAUGGUAUUAAAUGAAUUAGAAGAAGAUAAUACCUCCAGUGCCAGUCAGCAGGAUGAGGAUGAAGCAAAAGAUAUACAUAAUCUAAAGAAAGAAAACAAGUUACUAAAAUUAUUAAACAUUGAAUUACAAGAUAAAAACUCAUUACUCAAAGAACAUCUGAAUCAUGUUAAACAAGUUAAGAACAAGUCUUUUUCCCAAGUUCUUACUGAUGAAAUUCCUAAACAAAAACGAAUUCCCAAAAUCAUUAUAAAAAACAAAAAUAGAGAUGAUGGUAAUGACCUGAAGAGAAAUGUCACUCAUUAUUUGAACAAAGAAAAAUCAAUUCAAACAAAGAAAGUGAUAUUCAAGAAUGAUAGUGAAGUUAUUAUUAGCUGCAUGAAUGAAGCAAGUGCUAUUGAUACCGAAAAAUCGCUAACUAAGAAAUUAUCCAAUACAUGUACUAUUGAAAAGGAAGAGGUUAAAAAACCCAGGCUAAAAGUAGUCGGAUUUGAUAACUAUGAACAAAUGGACAUAAAAACUAUAGAAGAGGAUAUAAAUACUAGAAACUUUAAGAAAUUUGAAAGUAAAUGUACAGUUGUGCACACGUACGUAAAUAAAAAAACAAAAGUACAAAGUGUCAUUUUAGAAGUUACUGCUGAAAUAUACAAACACAUUAGAGAAAGCAAAAACAGGAUUUUUGUAGGAUACCAGAAUUGCAGAGUUUAUGAUGACUUAAACCUACAACCUUAUUUCAAUUGUGGUAGGUUUGGGCAUAAUGGAAAUAAAUGCUUUAAUGAAAAGGUGUGUUUGAAAUGUGCUGGAUCUCAUAAUAGUGUAUACUGUAACAGGAUAAAUGAAAUGUGCUGCGUAAAUUGCCUAUACGGUAACAAUACGUACAAAAUACAGUAUGAUACUAAGCAUGUUACAAACGAUAGUCAACACUGCCAAGUUCUGAUAAACAGAAUUAAUAAGUAUAUAGCAAUUACUGACUAUCCAUUGACUCCAGUUAUCCAGAGAUACAUCGGUAAGAUAGAUAUCUACAAAAACACCGGAGCUGAAUCAACAAAUGCAAGACAGAAAUCACAAUCCAUGACGUCACUAUCACUACGCAGCAGUAUUCUUUCAAUCCCAAGGAAAACCGACGACGCUAAAAAACGGUAAUACGAUCAUGGAGCAGAACAUCGAGUUAAUUGACAGUGUACAAAAAGAUAUAAUUCAAACAGAAAAUACUUUUCAUAGUGUUAUCACUCUCAAUAAUUACGUGAAAUAUAGAAAAGAAUAUAUUUUAUACUUAAAUAUUCGUAGCCUUAAUGGUAAUUUUUUACAACUGCAAGCACUUAUUGAGAGCUUAAAUACUAAGCCUAGUAUUAUAGUUUGCGUCGAAACUUGGAUCAUAGAUUAUUGCAACUAUUUUAAUCUGAACGGAUACAUAUUAUAUUACAAUAAUAGCAAAAUAAACGAAUCGGAUGGUGUAGUGAUG